AUGCCAUCAAAUGAAUCAUACGCAGUAUCCGGUCAUUCCGAAGGGAAGAGUAUUCGGAUCGACGAGACCCGGUUUGCGUUCACUCCCCGGAAGAUUCGCGUCGUCUGCAUCGGUGCCGGGUUCUCUGGUCUGAAUCUGGCAUACAAACUGAAACACGAGAGGCCACUUGACUACGUUGACUUUCAAAUAUAUGAGAAGAACACGGAGGUAGGGGGAGCCUGGUGGGAGAACGUUUAUCCCGGGGUAGGCUGGUGGGUAUACUCUCAAAACAGCUACCAAUUUCCGUUCGAGCCAAGCCCCGACUGGUCAAAGUUCUACGUUGGAGGCAAGGAGAUCGAGGACUACAUACUGCGGACAACAGAAAAGUACGGGUUGAAGGAGAGGAUCGCAUUCAAUACGAGGCUUGUCCGAGCGACCUGGAAUGAGGAACAGGCCAAAUGGAAGCUUCAACUGGAACGAGGCGAAUUCAUGAUCGGAGACGAGGCGGAUAUACUGAUUGACGGGAGUGGCAUCGUCAACAACUGGAAGUGGCCGAAUGUUGAGGGACUCGAUCAAUUCAAAGGCAAGAUUGUGCAUAGUGCAAAAUGGGACGCCGAGUACCAGUGGGAAGGCAAGAGGAUAGCGGUUAUUGGAAAUGGAUCGUCAGGAUUGCAGCUCGUUCCAGCGCUUCAGCGCAAAGCUGCGAAGAUAGUCAACUACGCUCGUCGCGCCACGUGGGUGUCAACGCCCUUGUGUGGCAACUUGCUCAGGGAUGCAAACGCGACGAACUUCGCAUACACUGAAGAAGAGAAAGAGGAGUUUCGGACAAAUCCAGAAAAGUUCCUCGAAUAUAGGAAGGUCGUUGAGACGUCUGUCAACAGCGUAUAUCGGUUGAUGAUUUCGGGAUCCGCCGAAAACAAGAUGCUUUUCGACUUGGUUGAUGCAACCAUGCGAGAGAAGCUGAAAGACAACCCGGAGCUUAUCGAGAAACUCAUUCCCAAGUACGAGCUUGGGUGUCGCCGCCUGAGCCCCGGCAAUGGGUAUCUUGAGGCAAUCCAAGCCAAUAAUGCACGAGCCACGUUCAGUCCCAUUCAGAGAAUCACGCCAACCGGCAUUGAGAGCGAAGAAGGCGAAGAAGAGUUUGAUUUGAUAGUUUGCGCCACGGGUUUCGAUACUAGUUUCGUUCCUUCCUGGGAUCUCGUCGGUCGCGAUGGGCGACGCCUGGCAGACGAGUGGAAAGAGACGCCUUCUGCUUACUUCUCCACAUGCGCGGGUGGUGUUCCCAACUACUUCAUGUUUGCCGGUCCGAAUUGCCCGAUCGGCCAUGGUUCUGUUCCGCAGAUGCUUGCAUGGACCGGGGAUUAUAUGUUGAACUGGAUCGAGAAGAUGGUCGCAGAAGACAUCAGAUCCAUUGUGGUCAAGGAUUCUGUCGUAAGGGAAUACAACGCCUACGCGCAAGAAAGCCUGAAGCGGUGCGUAUGGUCGAAGGGAUGUCAUGCCUGGUACAGCAAAAAGAAUGCCGAGGGACCCAACACGGUCACGGCGAUGUACCCAGGCAGUGUCCUACACUUCAAGGAGUAUAUGAAGACCAUCCGGGGCGAGCACUUCGACAUUCGGUACAACAACUCGAACCAAUUUCUAUACCUAGCCAACGGAGAGCUGGCCUUGGAGCGCGACGAAGGAGGCGAUAUGGCAUAUUAUCUCACUUUAUCGGGUUCUUCAUAG
This is a messenger RNA of Aspergillus melleus, 1704 nucleotides long. Its product is annotated as flavin-containing monooxygenase. The transcript is spliced from 7 exons. The coding region runs from base 1 to 1704 and encodes 567 amino acids. Gene Ontology annotation, molecular function: flavin adenine dinucleotide binding; NADP binding; N,N-dimethylaniline monooxygenase activity. Lineage: Eukaryota; Fungi; Ascomycota; Eurotiomycetes; Eurotiales; Aspergillaceae. The record is from RefSeq and is a predicted model, not a curated record.